GCGGCCUGGCCCGCGCGGCUCGCGUGGGCGCUGUCUGUGCGCACGCUUUGCCCUCGCCCGCUCUCCCCGCCGCGACCCCAGCCCAGGGCCGGAGCCGACCCCAGGCGCUGUGGCCCGGGGCGAGCAGGGCCCGCUGCGCCGCCCGCCGCCAUGCAGUCGGGGCCGCCUGGCGGCUCUGGGCCCGCGGAGCCCGGGCCUCGCCUGCGCGGCUUGCGCGGCGCGCACCCGGCCGCCUCGGCCUCCUCGCUGAGCGGGGCCGGGGCCGAAGCCGGGUGCCGCGCGCCGGCCGUAGCGGCCGUGUUGCCGGCCGGGGGGAGCGGGGAGAGGAUGGGCGUCCCCACCCCGAAGCAGUUCUGCCCCAUCCUGGAGAGGCCGCUCAUCAGCUACACCCUGCAAGCCCUGGAGAGAGUACCUUGGAUAAAGGACAUUGUUGUGGCAGUAACUGGAGAGAACAUGGAAGCGAUGAAGCGUAUUACUCAGAGGUACCAGCACGAACGUGUCUCGCUGGUUGAAUCCGGGGUGACCCGCCACAGGUCAAUUUUCAAUGGACUGAAAGCACUGGCAGAGGAUCAGCCCAACUGUAGACUCUCGAAGCCGGAAGUAGUGAUUAUCCACGAUGCUGUGAGACCAUUUGUCGAGGAAGAUGUCCUCCUUAAAGUUGUCACAGCUGCUAAGGAACAUGGGGCUGCAGGAGCAAUCCGACCUCUUGUAUCUACUGUCAUCAGUCCAUCUGCAGAUGGCUGCUUGGACCACUCGCUGGAACGUGCCAGCCACAGGGCAAGUGAAAUGCCACAGGCCUUUCUAUUUGAUGUGAUUUAUGAAGCAUAUCGGCAGUGUAGUGACUAUGACUUGGAAUUUGGAACUGAGUGUUUGCAUUUGGCUCUAAAAUACUGUCACAUCAAAGCCAAACUUGUAGAAGGAUCUCCUGACCUCUGGAAGGUGACCUACAAACGAGAUCUGUAUGCAGCUGAAUCGAUUAUUAAGGAAAGAAUUUCACAACAAAUUUGUGUAGUUAUGGACACAAAAGAAGAUGAAGCACAUGUAGGUCAUCGUCUUGAAGAAAUGUUAAAAAAUGAAUUAAAUCAGGUAAAAGUCACAUCUGGCAGAGAUCUUCAGCAAAUCAUCUUAGAGCAAUGCUACAGUUUUGUUUGUGUGAAUGUUAUGACAUCUGAUUUUGAAGAAACCCAGAUAUUACUGAAUAUGCUUGAAGAGAGAAAUCUUUCCAUUUUAUAUCCUGUUGUUGUUAUUUCAGUACAUUUUCUUGAUUAUAAAUCAGUACCAUUUGGUCAGAAAAUGGAAAACCUAAUGCAGAUUAGAGAAUUUGCCAAGGAAGUGAAAAAAAGAAAUAUUUUAUUAUAUGGCCUUCUCAUAUAUUACCCACAGGAUGAGCAGAAGCUACAGGAAAGUUUAAGGCAAGGUGCCACCAUUAUUGCUGCCAUAAUCAAAGAAAGAAAUCCUGGACUCAUUGGUCAACUACUGGUAGCAUAAAGAACAUGGAGAUAAUUACCUACUGGGUUCUUAGAAGUGUUUACCUAAGUAUCUCUUUUGUUGCUUCCCUCUGAAAUGUAUAUGGUAGAAUGUUUAAGCUGUCUUUUAUGUCCUUUAUAAUUUGUAGGAUGUGAUGCUUAGGUGAACUUAAAGAAGUUUUUAUGCAUGUCAAAUAUAAAUUGCCUAAACUGGAAAAGAACAGAUAAGUGGAAAAUAGUAGCCUUCACAUAAAGAAUCUUUUCACAAAGGCAUGAACAGUAAAAUAGAAAUAAUGAUGAGUCAGCUAAUUAUCCAAGGAAUGAGAAUUUAGAAAACGUCAAUUACUAUCUCUGUUAAUUAGUAAAUCACACUAUAAUGAAACUAAUAAAUAAGAUUAAUGAUUAUUGUUAACUCUAACAUCCUCUCUCCGUGGAUUAUUUUGAAUCGCAUUCUAAUUUUUCAUACCUUAAAAAAAAAAAAAGAGAUAGCACUGAACUCUGGUUUGAGUAUCUGCACCAUAAGCCUCACAUUACCCUACAUCCCUAAAGGAAUGGACUUUCCUUCUGUUUUUCUAAUGUUUUAAAAUUGUAUGUUUUCCUUGCUUUGUGAAAUAUAGUUUGAUUUACGUUAUUUUAAAAGGCUUCUGAUUUUUCCAAAUAACUUUAAAAGAAGACUGGAAAGCUUCAUGAAAGUUAUUUUGGUCAAGCCUAAGUCAGUCUUCUUCUAAAAGGAAGACCAUUGCAUAUCAAAUAAUUAAUUUUUCUUUUGAUAUGGGUAACUGCUGCCUUUUUUUUUUUUUAACUGCUGCCUUUUUAAGUUGAGUUCUCAUUCUUUCAAAUUUCCACUGGUACAUACAUCUUAAAUAUUGAUGAUUUUCUGCUUAUAUUUUACAGUUUUGUGAAUCCAGUCGUUAGAGAUGCCUUUUAUUCUAUGUAUACACUUACUUCAUAAAAACACAUUAGAUCAGAUUAUGCCAGGGCUCAGGCUGCAUGUGGGAACUAUAAAAGUUGCAUGAAAUGUUUUCUGCUAAAGAUAGACUAUGAAAUAUCUACUUUGUACAGCCUCAUUUUAACAUGUUGGGUGAUAUUCCCUUUAUUUCUCGAGUAUCAAUAGUAGUAGGAGGGUUUAUAUUUUACAUUAAAACAAUAGUGAGUAGAAUAUAGAGGACAUGGAAUAAUUAUUGCAAUUAUUUUCCUAAAUGAAAUGUGUUGUUUGAAUGAAUGUAUGCUUGGAUCUAAAUUCCUGGGCUCGCCGCUUUUUCUCUCUCUCUCUCGGGAUAUUAAGAAAUAUAAAAUAAAUCGUUUAAUUAAAAAUCUUGAGGAUGAAAAUAUGUGGGCAAUGGGGGGAUUUUGGUUAGAAUGUCUCUGUCGUUGUUAAGCUGGGUUGGCUGUGUUGUAAAAGGUCAUAGGUGUGCCUUUUGAUGUCUUCAGGUGAAAAUGUUUUAAGAAUUUGAAAGUGCUCAUAAAGGCAAAGAGAGAAAAGUUACCAAGAUUUUAAAGAGAAGAUGAGUGCCUUUAGGUUCAUGGUGGGAAACUGGGCAUAUCACUGGCACUGGCAACUUCUCUGUGUCUGUUGAGUGCUGGCUGAGUCACCUUAGAUUUCAGAAGAAUAAUGGAAUGUUGUGCCAGACAAGAAUUUAUCUUGGAACAGUUAGUAUGCCUUUACCCUAGGCAAUUGUAAAUGUUUAGUGUGAUGAGAUUUAGUUAACAGACUAUUAAGUUGUGUCUGAAAUCCCCAUCAUCAUCGUUAUGGCAUUUGAUUUUUUUCUUUAUAGUUUACAAAGUGAGUCACAGCAUUGAAAAUAAUUUAAAGAAAUCUCCUCAGAUCCUUUACAGUUGAGAUGGAAAUCGAGACUCAGGAAUCUUCACUACCUUCUCCAAACACAUGUGUCUGCCUAGUGGAAAAAGGCAGGGCUGAAACCUAGGACCACUGAGAAUAAGUUCUAAGCUCAUUUCCUCUGUAACAAUGAUUGCAGGCAAAGGACACCCAGCAGAGAGGCUCUGAAUGAGCGUUGGAGGAGUGGGAGAAGAAGGGACAGAUCAGUCCAGUGACCAGAGGAAGUCCUGAAGCUUUCGGCUUUCCAACCAUCUUUCCAACAUACCGAAAUUGUAGCUCAGGAUAAAGGGAAUGAAGAGAAUUAUUGGCCAAGAGAGAAAGAUAAAUUAGUUGUUUUUGUUAUUUGUUAAGAGAUCCAGGGGCAACUUUAUAGUUGUUUUUCAUCUCCAUUUCCAGAAACUUAAUUACUUUCAUGAGAACUGUCCAUUUUCACUUUACUUUCCAAAAUUCCUUUAAAAAUAAUAGUAAGUAUGCCUGAGGGUUGCUGAAAUUGCUUUCUCCCUGUGAAAAUUUUGUGAAAAGACAGUUUUCUUUCUAAAUGUAUGUUACUUAAUUACAUGCAAUUUAAAGUUAACCUUUUUAGGAAGUCAACAGUGUGAUCAGUGGUUUGAUUAAUGACAUUAUGGUAAGAGGUUUUUUCUUUUUCAUUUUUUUUUCCAUGAAAAUGCUCAAUUUGAGAGAUGACUUCUUGCAAGCACACUCAUCUACAGAUAAAAGUCAGACCCCUGUAUUCUACCUAGAGUCAUCCUUACUGUGGUCACUUUAAGCAUUUUGCAUUGGUUUACCAGGAAAACACUCUUUUCCCAUGCUAGUUUAUUAUACAUUUGACAGUUGAACAGCACAGGUUUAAAUUGCACUGGUCCACUUAUAUGCAGGUUUUUUUUUCAAUGGUAGCUACUACAGUACUGCACGGUGGUUGAAUCUGCAGAUAGGGAGGAACCACGGGUACAGAAAGCCCACUGUAAAUUAUGCACAGAUUUUUUGACUGAUGGGAGAGUCAGCGCCCCUAACCCCUGUGUUGUUUGAGGGUCAUCUGUAAUUAUACUGACCAAAGUUUAUAUGUAUAAAUACAGUAUUCAUUUUAUAAAAAUCAAGUUGCAGUACCACAUUUUCUUAUGUUAAAUCUGUAAAUUUUGCUUCCUUUUAAUGUCAAAACUAAUUAUA
This is a messenger RNA of Hippopotamus amphibius kiboko, 4467 nucleotides long. It is a transcript of the gene CRPPA, whose product is annotated as CDP-L-ribitol pyrophosphorylase A. Lineage: Eukaryota; Metazoa; Chordata; Mammalia; Artiodactyla; Hippopotamidae. Gene Ontology annotation, cellular component: cytosol. The transcript has 10 exons. The coding region runs from base 151 to 1488 and encodes 445 amino acids. The record is from RefSeq and is a predicted model, not a curated record. Gene Ontology annotation, biological process: protein O-linked glycosylation via mannose; isoprenoid biosynthetic process. Gene Ontology annotation, molecular function: D-ribitol-5-phosphate cytidylyltransferase activity.